This is a messenger RNA of Sorghum bicolor (sorghum), 2396 nucleotides long. RefSeq lists its product as uncharacterized. The transcript is spliced from 2 exons. NCBI's taxonomy places the organism in Eukaryota, Viridiplantae, Streptophyta, Magnoliopsida, Poales, Poaceae. The coding region runs from base 1431 to 2396 and encodes 321 amino acids. The record is from RefSeq and is a predicted model, not a curated record.
CCCCAACUCUCUCCACCCCUCUCCACCUAUCUCUCACGCCACCUCUCUGCCAACAGGCAGUUUUCCUUUCUCUAGGUUUAGCUCUUUUUCCCAAGUUCUAGAGAUUCAUGAACUGAGAAAAAUUUGUAGCAUUUUUUGUGAUUUGGUGUGGGAAUGGAGGCCCAAAUCCUCCAGUUGUCCUCCGGGAUUCAUCACUUUUACUUGUGAUUUUCGUUUCUGUUGCACUGACUGUGUUUUUCUUUUUCUCCCCAUUUUUCGUGUCUAGCUGUGAUCUAUGUUUCCUAGAGUUUGAGUCAAUCUCAAGCAAUGAUUUUUGUUAAAUAGUUUCGUUGCUAGUUGAAUUCCAUCUGACCAAAGUUUAAGAAUGUUUCGUGUGUUUUUGAAUCGGUUUUGGCCGAUUUUGUGGUUGCUUUCUUCUCUGCUUGGUGUCCUAUCCGUUCGUUUGUUGCAGGUGAGGCCAGGCAGUAGCACUACCAGCGCCGUGUGCUUUGCGCCGUGCGCGCUCAUCUGAGCGGUGCUCGCUCUCGGUCCUGGUACUCGAACAACAGUUCAUCGGUCUUGGCUCCAGAGGCAGAGCAAUCAGUACUGGUUGCUCAGUCGUUGUGCGUAGCUUCCAGAGUGCUUGUUCCAAAUCACCGGUGGUGCAGACCCUGACGGAGCUCCUGCUUGCUUUGUUGAUCGAGAGCACCCUCGUCUGCCAUCUGCUUCUUGUUCUGCAGUCUGGACCGGCUCGAGUUUCACACUCUGUGUUAAUUCUUGAUUCGUUUGCAGCACAGGGACACUCCAUCGUUGUGCAUUCUCAGCAUCAGGUGUUUAGGACCGGCCUCUCCAAGUACUAAUCAGUGCUUUCCAUUUGUCUGUGUUCGCACAACUUCAAGAGGUGGAGGAGCAGACCACAUGAAUUUUAUUUCUUGUGUAUUUUCUUGUGUGUGAUUUGAGUAGAGGCAACUUCUUUUUCGUGGGCACCUAGCUGUGCAGAGCUGAGAGCUCCAGGUUGAUGUUCUAUUUUUUUGUGAUGGUCAAUUUUCUAGGGGAUUUUCAGGUUAUUUUCUCCUAGCUCUGAUUUUCUGUUUUAUGUGUAGUUUAGUCGUUUGGGCUCUGAUUUAAGUUCCGUUUGUUGCGUUAGUUUUCUCUUGCUGCAAGAAAUUUAUCUAAGUGCACUGUCACCGAUUGGCUAGAGCAAAUUGGUUUUGGAACGUGUUUGUGUUUGGCGGUGAGUUUGGGACAGCGGCCAAAAAUAUUUUCAGAGACAAUUUAAGGCUCCCAUUCACCCCCCUCUGGUCGCCGUUUUCGGUCCUUCAAUUGGUAUCGGAGCCGGUUAAGGAUCAUUCCACCUUAAUCGGUCCAUGAUCCACGAAGGCGACAUGGAGCGUGGUUCCGGUAAACCACCGUUCUUCGAUGGAACAAACUAUCCCUAUUGAAAAAUACGCAUGUGUGCCCAUCUUCAGGGUAUUGAUUGGCUUGUUUGGGAAAUUUGCGAGGAUGCUACUUUCGUUGUGCUUGAACCCCGUGUUCGAACCACGCAAGAUCAAAAAGAUCGGCACAACGCAAAUAGCAGAGCAAGAUCUGUUCUUUUCUCGAGUCUUUCGCUUCCUGAGUUCGAGUGUGUCUCUGACUGUGCUACUACUCGAGAUAUCUGGGUGAGGCUUCACAGCUAUCACGAGGGUACAGCCCAUGUCAAAACCAGACUCUAUGAGACGUACAAAAGAGAGUACGAGAACUUCACUCAGCUUGAUGGCGAGUCCAUCGAUGCCAUGUUUUCUCGUUUUCAGACGAUCAUUAACAAGAUGCGAGCAAACAAGGCACAGCUACCUUAUGACGAUCAUGAGAGGGCUCUCAAGCUUCUAUAUGCCCUAGAUCGGAAGGUAUGGAAUGUGAAGGUGUCUGCCAUCAUCGAGUCUUCGAACUACGACACCAUCAGCAAGCUCAAGUCCACCGAGAUCGACUACCAGACUCAAGCCAAGCUCAAGAAUCCCUCUGCACCGACUAUGGCUUUAGUCUCAGGUAACAGUUCAAGUUCUUCAGCUAACCCUUCACAUAUGUCGUUUGCCUUGUCUUCUUUGGUGUCUGUUUCAGAGGAGCAGUUGGAGACCCUUGGGGAUGACGAGCUGGCGUUGAUCAUCAGCCGGUUCUCGCGGUUCCACAACAACCGCUUGAACCGCCGCCAGGGCGGUGAUCAAAAGGUGGGCUGCUACAACUGUGGAGAUCUCGACCACUUCGUCGCCCACUGCGCCAAGAAGAACAAGCACUCCUCCAACAAGUAUGACUCCGGCAAGCGCAAGGACAAGCGCGAAUACACCUCCAAGAAGUACAAGUCAAAGAAGGGCUUCGACAAAGAGGCGCUCAAGAAGAUGUACCGCAAGAAAGCCAAGGCGCAAGAGCGUGCCUUGUGUUGA